Messenger RNA from Diospyros lotus (date-plum), 1518 nucleotides. RefSeq lists its product as uncharacterized. Gene Ontology annotation, cellular component: cytoplasm. Gene Ontology annotation, molecular function: ATP binding; protein serine/threonine kinase activity. The transcript is spliced from 7 exons. Gene Ontology annotation, biological process: protein phosphorylation. NCBI's taxonomy places the organism in Eukaryota, Viridiplantae, Streptophyta, Magnoliopsida, Ericales, Ebenaceae. Bases 168 to 1205 code for a protein of 345 amino acids. The record is from RefSeq and is a predicted model, not a curated record.
AAAAAGCCUCGUAGGCACAGAAACGUAACGCCCCAACAGAGUGGAAGCACGAACACCGGGAGUGGAACAAGCAAGCCACGCGGGCGAUGUUCAGUGAGAGAUCCGAGAAAACUUAGUGGUGGUGGUGGUGCCGUGGUGGACGGGGAGAGAGAGAAAGACAGAGAGAGAUGGGUUGCUCGUUUUCUGGACUGAACGCGCUCUACGACGCCGUGAACGGAGGCGGAGACGUCUGGAUCAACGAGAAUCGCUUCCGAAUCAUCAGGCAGCUCGGCGAAGGUGGCUUCGCCUACGUCUACCUCGUCAAGGAGGUCCUCACCGAUGCCGCUGCCGCUUCAGGCGGUGGCAUCGCCCAAAAAUUCAAGGAUCCCUCUCACGCCUCUGAUGAUGGAACUUAUGCUAUGAAGAAAGUGCUCAUUCAGAAUACUGAGCAAUUAGAGUUGGUGAGGGAGGAGAUCCAUGUUUCGUCCUUGUUUAGCCAUCCGAACCUGCUCCCACUUCUUGACCAUGCUAUAAUAUCAGUAAAGCCUACACAAGAAGGAUCCUGGAAGCAUGAGGCAUACUUGUUGUUUCCAGUUCAUUUGGAUGGAACAUUACUGGACAAUGCUAAAGCUAUGAAGGCUAAGAAGGAAUUCUUUUCUACGUCAGAUGUUCUUCAUAUAUUUCGGCAGCUUUGUGCUGGACUCAAGCAUAUGCACAGUUUUGAUCCUCCAUAUGCACAUAAUGAUGUCAAACCUGGUAAUGUCCUUGUAACACAUAGAAAGGGACAGCCACCUCUUGCAAUUUUGAUGGAUUUUGGAAGUGCUCGUCCCGCAAGGAAACAAAUUCGCUCUCGUUCCGAGGCACUACAGUUGCAGGAAUGGGCAUCUGAGCACUGUUCAGCACCGUUCCGAGCUCCUGAAUUGUGGGAUUGCCCAAGCCAUGCAGACAUUGAUGAAAGAACUGAUAUCUGGUCACUAGGGUGCACAAUGUUUGCAAUAAUGUAUGGUGCAUCUCCAUUUGAGUAUGCACUUGGGGAAUCUGGAGGAAGCCUUCAGUUGGCCGUUGUAAAUGCACAAGUAAAGUGGCCUGCCGGGCCUAACCCUCCAUAUCCAGAAGCUCUGCAGAAGUUCGUGACAUGGAUGCUCCAGCCUCAGCCCACCGUUCGACCACGCAUCGACGAUAUCAUCAUUCAUGUCGACAAGUUGAUCUCAAAGUUCUCUCCUUGAAAAGAAGUGGGCCACCGGAGCAGUGUUGAAUCAGUUCGUUUGGGUGAUGAAUUCAGCUAGCCUUCAUCACUUCAGUUUAUUGUGAAAAAUGUGAUGACAAAAAAAGCAAACAUAAAAGUUCUUGUUAUGAUGGUUAUAUAGAUCUCUUAGAGCACAUCUACAUCCAGCCACCGCAACGGUUUAAUCUUAUUGUAUUGCUUUAACAGCAGUUAUUCAAUUUUUUCUUUUGUAAUUGAAGCUACCAUAUGUCUCCUUUGUGUUCGUUAAAUAGCAUUUUGGGAGAAUAAUUUAAUGAAUCCAUCUCAUUUACUCA